Messenger RNA from Manis javanica (Malayan pangolin), 613 nucleotides. Lineage: Eukaryota; Metazoa; Chordata; Mammalia; Pholidota; Manidae. The record is from RefSeq and is a predicted model, not a curated record.
GCUCUGCCCUGGGGCAUGGAAAGGCUCAUCCUGUUGAGAAUCCUGGAUGGUCUUCAAGCAGACAGAGAGGCUGAUGGAACUGAAGGAGUAGAUGAAGAUAUGAUCGUGACCCAAAGUCAGACCAACUUCAUCUGCCCCAUUACGCAGAUGGAAAUGAAGAAACCAGUGAAAAAUAAAGUGUGUGGCCACACCUACGAAGAGGAAGCCAUUGUUCGUAUGAUUGAGUCCAAGCAUAGGCGGAAGAAGAAGACCUGCUGCCCCAAAAUUGGCUGUAGCCACACAGAUGUGAGACUGUCUGAUCUCCUCCAGGAUGAGGCACUUAGAAGGGCGAUUGAGAACCACAACAAGAAAAAACACCGCCAGUCAGAGUAGGAAAAGCCACCUGCCUGCAGGGACGUCCGUCCGCAGCCUACCUCCUGCCCCAGCCAUCUGCAGAGAGCAGUGCUUGGCAGAGCGGUUCUACCGGCUGCAGAGCAUACUUUGUUUGGGGUAAACCUUGAAGGUUUUAAGUGUAAUUGAAAGCAAUUUUCUAUGUUAUAGCAAAAUUUCAAACAUAUUAUAUUGUUUAUUUUUCAGCAUUCUCUAAUUUUAAAUAAAACUUUGAUUAUCUGCA